GCGCCAUGUGUUGUAGGGAAUGUUUUUGCUAAACCAAUUGACAAGCCGACUGUGGUUGUUAUCUGGGUUUUCCUUCUUGUUUUGAGAGCUUGUUUAUCUGCACUUUGGGCCUAAUACGCCGCCGUCUUUUUUCCAGCGUUUUUCUACAGAGCGCGCGCGCUCGCUGCUAUAUGCGUAGCUACGGUUGCCGUAUCGACGCCCGGACGACUUGAGGCUCUUCUUAGGACCAGUGCCUGACACAGAAAAGGGGAGUUGAAGAGCUCAAGUUGCCCAUCUGGUGCCAAUAAAUUUUCCGGGGACUGUCUCCCGUCUGCCCAACCCCGUUUAGCAAGCGUUCUCUGUCGCGGUCAAACUCGGGAGCUUUUCUUGCGUCUGGCGAGAGUCCACGCUUCUGAGGUGACGCUUCUUCGUACAAGUUACACGACUUUUAAAUAGAGCGCUUGAAGACAACGACAAUGGUCGAAUCCGCUUGUCGAUCUAUGUUGUCAGAAAACUGAUAAAGGUGGAGACCCAAUUCGCUCUCGUUGGUGUAUCUCAACGUUUCGUUGCAUGGUCGUGCGUAGCUGAGAGAGCAGCCAAGUUUUCUCGCUUCUUGGUCUCGCCCUGCCUUUUCGAUGCAUUCCUACCUCGCUUUUUUCUCCUUCUCCACAACUUUACCGCGUCUGAUACAAGUCGGCUCGUACAGCGAGUACAGCAGAAGUCCGAGUUCCUCCUCUGACCAACAGAGGACGCAGCGCUUUCCGUCCUUUUGAACGCGCAAGUCACUGCUGCACUUUCUUUCUGUCGCGAAUUCUCGCUGCGCCCAAUUUCCCCGCGCUGCACUUUUUUGGUCGUCCUUCCUGUCGCCGCACGGUUCUCUCCAUCCCCGAGCCACCACAGACUGACCUGUAUUUUCUUUCGUCCGCAUGCGUUCAACUCCAAGAGCCUCGGAUUGUUGUUUACAGGCAGAGGGCACCUUCUUGGCUGCGGUACGGCGAUCUCUGCUACAAGAAACGUCUCUCGAUCCGAACAGUUUCGCUGCUGUCGUACCCUGACGCUGGAGGCUGCCGGCUGCAACGCGAGAGUGAACCUACGCAGAGUCAGUGAAGGCCCAGCAAAUGGCGAUUUCGCGCAGAGACGGAGGGCGGAGGAGAGGAGCCGUGGAGGAGGACAACGUUGAGUUCCCGAGACCGACUACGUUGGCGAGACGGCGACGGGAGCUCAGAAGACGAAGCAGCACAGAGGCGACAGGUUCUACGGCGUCUCCGCGCUCCCGGGUGGGGACGACUGUGUUUUUCAUGGUUCUCCUCUCUGUGGUUUCGUACCUGUUAGUUCAGAAUCGAAAGCGCAUCGCCAACUUUGUCGGCGACAGCGGCGUCACCCUCGCAGUGGUGACAGACCAGGUGCCGGAGGCCUCGACAUCCACAAGCGACGUAGUCCAGGUGUCUGACGAUGCGCUGGAAGACUCGGACGCGAAAGCAGAAAUAGCGAGUUCCUAUAAAAUCCCAGCAGACGUCGUCCGGCGCGCAACGAAACUCGCUCGUGACCAUUACGUCUUGUCGGCGUUCUUUGCCGCCACAGUCGUGAGUUUGGCUGUGUACAGCGGUCACCUCCCGUUUCUCGGGGCGCCGCAGAGCGGAGCGGCGCGUUCGUCGGCGGGUGGGCCGCUGCGUUUCGCGGACCUCUUCCCGCAUCUGUUGAAGUCAGAGAACGUUGAUCGAGACGCGACUGAAAUCGAGAGUCGGGCGCUCGAGCAGCUGGGUGUCGUCGCGUCCUCGUGGAAGCCAACAGAAUCGCUCCGGAAAUUCUUCGAGUGGUUGAUGAGUGAGAGGCCGGGACCUGCUGCGGACGAGCCGACGCUGCCGAGUGUGGAGUUCGUGAACGGGCUCGUCGGCACAAUGGUCGCCAAACUGAAGGCGUCGGUGUCAAACUUGCCUGCGGGGGGGAUGCUGAUGUCCCUGGGGAAAAUGCUGAUGUUUGCAGGCGUUAUCUUCGGUGCCGGGCAGCUCACGACGCGCGUGCUCAAGGCCGAAGUCAACGCUGUGACAGGCAGGUUCGGGGUGGUCAGGCGCCAGAUCUGGGAGCGGGAGCAGGCCGCACAAGAGGCGGAAAACGUCGUGAAUCAAUUGCAGCAACAUGUGACGAAACUCGAGGCGAAGCUCGAGAUGGAACGCGAGGCCCUGAAGAGCGAAUCGGAGCGGGCGGCCACUGCGCGAGUCAUGCUCAAGCAACUGAAAGAGACCAGUGAAGGCGUCGUCGAAGACAAGGCCGCUGUGCUGGAGGCGGCAGGACGCGAAGCCGAGGACCGGCGCGCGAAGAUCGCGGCGAUUGUGGCGCAAAUCAAGGAGACCAACGAGGAGAUAAAACGCUUGGAAGCCGAGCGCGCCGCGCUCCAAGAGGAGGUGCACUUGGCCUCGGUGGAGGUGGCGAGUCUCGUAGGUGACGUCGAUACGCAAAGAGGGACUGUGGGAGCCGGUGGAAGACCUCGCGGCGAACAGGGGAAACGCGAGGCGUUGGAGCAAUUGGAGAAGGAAACGCAGGUGAUGCUCAGUGUGAUCGACGAGCUGAACAGCGCAAUUGACAAAGCCACCACUCUGAAAGACAUCACGACGAAACGCGUCAUCGAUCUGCAGAACGUCCACGCAACGGCCGCAGAAGCAACCAAACGGGAACAGGAAGAGACUGAAAAGGUUGUGCAGGCGAUGUGCGACGUGAUCGACCGCAUCGAAAACGAUACAAACGACGCGCGAAGCAAUUUGGUCAUCUUGGAAGAGAAACUCAAAGAUGCGAACGCCAAGAUUGAAGCGAUCCGGCAAGCAGCCGAAGGGCAGGAAGACCCGCAGCAGCUGCGGGCUGCGAUCCAGGCGCAGGAAGCGUAAGGGAUGCAGAUCGACUACGAAGGUCGAACACUCCUGACCAGGUUCACUUCAAACCAGGAUUGGUAGAAAGGUAUUUGGACAUGUCAGACAGAAACGUGAGAGCAGCUCCACCGCACAGUUCGUGCCUUUCACUGGGCAUACAUGCGAAUGGCGGGGCUGUGGACUUUCAGCGCGCAGGCACCCCUGUGCAAUCAAUCGGAUUAGUCGCGGACCACCAGCAAGCUGUUUACCUCACAGAUAAGCGGUUGAGACGGACCAGCAGACACGCCAUGGUUUUCGCUCUCCGAAAAAUAAAAGUGUACAGUGCUGUUGCAGGAUAGGAUAGGUUCGUUGAGAGUCUGUUGUCCGUCUGCGUCAGGUCAAUUCCUCAUGCGACAUCAGCUGUACAAUCAAAAAUCGUGCUCGUAGAACGCGUGGGUACUUUUCAAACAUUCGAGAAUAAGCUUGACAGAGGGA
Molecule: messenger RNA, 3314 nt
Organism: Toxoplasma gondii ME49
Lineage: Eukaryota; Apicomplexa; Conoidasida; Eucoccidiorida; Sarcocystidae
Exons: 1
Coding region: 1098-2858 (586 amino acids)
Source: RefSeq, a predicted model, not a curated record